AUGAUAACGAAAGAUAACGUUAUUAAAUUACAAAAACCGAACAUCUCUGUUGAAGUAUUCGAUGUUAUUUUAAACAGUGAUAUUGAUUUUUCCAAAAAUGCAGUUAAAACAAAUGUUGCCAUUUUAAUUGCGGCUGAUGAACUGUGCCUAAACAUUCUGUGUGAUUCUAUUGAAAAUUAUCUUCUUGACAACAAAGAAUCAUUAAAAAAGAAUUUCGUUCUUAUUCAAAAUGUUGCAGCUCAAUUUACUCAAUUUAUCAAAUUAGAUCGAUUCUGUAAGAUUGCUAUUCGAAAUGAUCCCUUGUUAGUCUUCAAAGCCGAUGACUUCACAACAAUCAAACAAGAAAUGCUCCUUGAUAUUCUCAAGAAAAAUAACUAUUCUGUGAAGUCUAUUGUAAUUUGGGAUAAAUUAAUAGAAUGGAGUAUUGCACAACCUGAUGAGGGAUUACCAUCGGAUAUAUCAAAAUGGACUCACAAUGAUAUCUCAACAUUUAAAACAAUUAUUCAACCAUUUAUACCACAUAUAGAUUUUAAAACAAUUAGUCCCCUGGAUUUCUUUAAGAAAAUUAAACCAUUCAAGAAUGUUUUUGAUGAUGUAUUCUAUGUUCAAAUUCUUGAAUAUUAUUCUUUCAAUAAUUAUAUUCAUUCAACAUCUAAUUUUGAUUCUAAGAUCAUUAAUUCUGAACAAUCUUGCUUACUUGGCAAUUCAAUCAAAUUA
Molecule: messenger RNA, 717 nt
Organism: Funneliformis geosporum
Lineage: Eukaryota; Fungi; Glomeromycota; Glomeromycetes; Glomerales; Glomeraceae
Source: the annotation of a GenBank genome assembly